AUGAAGAGUAGUUAUGGAUCGCCAUCAUCGUCUCCUCCAAGUCCUCCAUCCCCUCUUCCUGUGAGUGUAGGACCUGGAAAUCAAACCUAUUUCUUCUCUUCAUCUCCAUCUCCAUCUCCGUCUCCAUCACCGCCCUUUUCGCCGCCUCCUUCAAGCCAUACAUCGGCAGAAAACCUCCCUUUUCUACACGAAAAGCCGCCAAGUCCAAAGAGACCACCAUUGGCAUUUUCUUUGGAUCAUCCACAUGAUCAAUUGGAUUCGAAAACCUCCUGCCUACAAGACUUAACUGGGCAAUGUUACUUUUUGCUAUCACUUUAUCCCAGUUCUCCAACUACCAGUCAGUCAAAUACAUUACUACCCCGGUUAGAAUGGUUGGUAGAAAGAUGCUGCAGCAACUCUUCUUGGUGUCGUUCCAAAACCUCAGAGAAAAGCGGAGGAAUUGCACACAGCCAAAUUAACUUAGCCUUCGAGGUUGUGAAGAAGUGACCCACAACAUUUCCAAUUCAUUACAGACAUCUGGAUGAAGAACUAGUCAUAUAACAGAUGGAGCUUUGCUGAUAUGGAACACAAAUUGAUAAGAGUUUCGUUCUGUAAAGAUCAAGUUUUGUACAUUUUCACAUCAUAGAAGUUUUCAUUUCAUAAUUGCUCCAUCGUAACCUGAAAGUCACGGGAUCGAAUUGUAAAAACAAUCUAUUUGUUUACAGAGGUAUGACCGUAAACAUCCAACUGUCUCCAGAUCCAGAUCUCGAAAUGAUAGGAGUCUCAUGCUGUGGAUAAACUCUUUUAAAAGUUUUCAUUUCAUGAGAGAACUUUGAGUUCCUUUGGUUUAUACUUAAAUGCCUUUGUAAACCAUGCUAAUUUAUUAUGCAAGAUCCUUCACUAUUCGAAGUAA
Molecule: messenger RNA, 892 nt
Organism: Ilex paraguariensis (yerba mate)
Lineage: Eukaryota; Viridiplantae; Streptophyta; Magnoliopsida; Aquifoliales; Aquifoliaceae
Source: the annotation of a GenBank genome assembly